Molecule: messenger RNA, 4171 nt
Organism: Physella acuta
Lineage: Eukaryota; Metazoa; Mollusca; Gastropoda; Physidae
Biological process (GO): spliceosomal snRNP assembly
Cellular component (GO): SMN complex; nucleus
Molecular function (GO): mRNA 3'-UTR binding
Source: RefSeq, a predicted model, not a curated record
AAGAUUAUCUACUUUUGUGUGCUCGUACAGAUCUGCUUUAUUCGCCUUUUUCAGGUCAAGGUUCCCCUGACCUACUUGAUAGCAAACCACAUCUUGGUAUAUUCGGCGAUCGCCUCGGUGCCCACAGAUGUCUGCUGCAAGAAAGCGAAUACCACCUAAACAAUGAUAACAUGGAAUACCACCUUCAGCUGGAGUUGUGGCGUGGAAACAUCGCGGGGGCCGUGCAGAUCGCCAGACAAAGGAACGAGUUAUCUGAUUGGAUUGUAGCGAUGGCCCCGCUUGCGUCACAUGACCUCUGGGAACUGGUUAGUGCUGAGUACGCUGAGCAGCUGGAGGAGGAUGGUCAGUACCACAAGGCAGCGACCUACCUGCUGGCUGCCCACAAGGUGCAUCAGGCCAUCGACUUGUUCAGGAGGCAUCGCUUGUUCAGAGAAGCUGUGUCUCUAGCCAAAAUGCGUCUCUCACCAGUGGACUCACUGCUUGAAGACUUGUACACAGAAUGGGGUCAAAGUUUAAUGAAAGAUGGCCAGUUUGAACAAGCUGCUAAAUGCUACUUAGCCAUGAGACACAUCCAAGAAGCUGGUAAAGCACUGACUAGAAGAUUAGACCAAUCAUCUUUAAAAACAGCGUGUCACAUGACCAUUUUGGCCAAUGAUACUCAACAAGGCCUGUCCUAUGCUUUUAAGUUAUUCUCUCAAAACUUUGUGAUGGGAGAGUGGCAGGAGGCUUAUACUUUUAUCCAAGAACAUGAAUCACUGAAGUUCUUGCUCCCUCUGGUGAGCACUCAUGAGAUGCUGGUCCAGCAGCUUGCUGUCAUGUGUCCAGGGCUGAACUUGACCCACAAGCCACUCACACCUGAUAUGUUUGCCCACUGGGACCAGAAGGAAACUGCCAACAAUAAAAUCACUCUGCCUGAGUUCCUUGUAGACAAGUCUGAGAUAGAUCCAGUGGUUCCAUGGGAGCCAUUCCUGAUAGAUGAGCACACCUUCCCCCACCAUCUGCUGCGCUCAUGGUACAAACACUUUGACAUCAACAUGGUGACCCAGGAGUUGACAGCCAUGCAUGCCGCCAUCUCACAGUUGGUGUCACUCAGGCAGAACCUGGGGGACCUGCCUAGUCUGCUGGUGAUGGUCAGCAUGGACAUCACCCUCUGUCUCCUGGUACUGCUCACCUCGGACACGUCCAAGGCCAUCGUCCAUCUGAUAGAAGCAAUGUCCACACUGUACAACAGCAAGCACAAAACACUACACCAAGCUUUGUGUCGCCUCAUGCUCCCUCAAGGUCCAAAGUACUUGCUGAAGCUCCAGCAGGAGUUCAAUGCUUCCAGAGUCCUCAUCACCAUGGAGAGUCACGGAGAUGUCAACAAGGCUGGAGGUGAAGGUCAUAACAGUAUUAAAAAGUUCCUGAGCGACAUUAAAGACGACAGCUCCAUCUCAACGCCCAGCGUGCGGUGUAGGGAGCUGGACUGUCUGCGGGCGUACUACUACUUGGCCGUGUUGGACUUUGUCCGCGAUGGCUUCCCCAAUGGUCAGCAGGAGGAGGACAUCUUUGAUGGCAUGCCCAACCAGGUGUUCACUGACCCCAACAGCUGCGUCAGGGAGUUUAAAAACAAAGAGCUGUCCUCGUCUGUUGACCCUUCAUGUCUGACUACGCCCUGUGUGGACACCUUGAUAAAAAACAUUCACAACAGCUUUGGAAACAUCAGUGACCUAGACCAGAAUGGUAGAAUCAGUCAGGCGCCAGUGUCAGAUGGUAGAAUCGGUCAGGCGCCAGUGUCAGGUGCUAACUUAAAUUCUGACAAAAAGACACUUUGUGCUGGUGACUUACAAAGUCAGCCAGGCCAUCAAAAAAACUUAGCUCAGGAAUAUUCUGCACAAUCAUACUCUGUGGACCCGCCUGUAGUGCCUUUCUCUCAGAAGAAAACUCAGCUGCCUAUAACAGCACAGCAGGGUAGGAAAUCCCCCUUACCCACCACACCCGUGAAAUCACCCACAGACUCCAUAAAAAGCUCAAAAACUUCCCCCACCACCUCACUACACAGGCAGACGUCAGCACAAAAAGGUCACCUGACCAACACGAACCUGCUCAGGCUAUCCAAGGGCAUUCUCUGGGAUGUGCAAGCCAAGCGUGAGGCGCUGACCGAGACCCUGGGCUACAUCCACCGAGCCAUAUCUCAGCAUUUACUGACAGUCCGACCAGCGGAGGAGCACAAGUCUGGCUGUGCCAUGAGCCCCACCCCCAGCAGCUCCAGCUGUAAAACCAGCACUGACGGGAGGGGGCUGGAGGAGGAUGGGAGCUGUCACCAGACACGCCUCUCACCAUCACCGCUAUCACCCACCACAUCAGAAAUCUUAAACACCGGAAAGACUCCCGUCCGACCAACAUUUUUCAAUACAAACACUUCGAAUAACUCAGAGUCUACCAGCCCUAAAGACAAUGACAGCAAUGAAAAAUCAAAAUCCAGUGGAUCCAACUCUGGUGGUGAGCGCACUCGAUCUCUCUCACCCAAAUCUCCUAACUUAAAUGAGUUGAGCAGCAGGGGACCAUUUCGGAGCAAGUCAGACAAUUCUUCAUUGUCUCCCUUAAGUCCAUCAUCCGCUCUAGAUCCCUGCGUGGCUCUUCAAGUGGAGCAUGACUUGCUUGGACAUUACGAUGGAAACCAAGUGACAUUUCAAAAACCAACCAAAGUAUUGUGGUUGGAUGGGAGAGGAUCCUCUGUGGACCAGAGCCCAACAAGCCCAAAGCCUGCUUUUAACAUGUCAAAGUUAGCCCCAGAUGGCAGCACCAUUCCAAUAGAGUGGUAUGAUCUUCCAAUAGAUGUCAAAUACACACAACCUUACGUCACUCUGGCCUUGCUUAAACAUGAAGAAGAUGCUGUUAAUCAAGAGUUGAAGAGAGUGCCAGAGAUCUCCCAUGUUCCCUUCCCUCCCACUAGAAAUAGUAUCCGUCGACUGCUGGAUGCCUGCCUGAACUCCCCGCACCUGAGUAAAGAAGAAAAACAUUCAUACUUCAAACAACUGAAUGACUGGGCUGUUCUGUUUGCUGUCACCACCCACCAGCAGACUGAGACAGACACCUUGUUUUCAUCAGCUGCUCUAGAACAUUUUACAGCAGGCUGAUUGUUGAUGUUGUCAGGACAAGUGCUCUCAAAUGAACUGGCCUUUUUUUGUUUUAUUUUAUUACUUCAGCUUAAUAUAAGUUGACAAAUUUGUUUUGUUAAUAAAUUUAUCCAUUCCUUCCAAAUUGUAUAUUUAGUUGGAAAUUGUUGAUUGUAACAGUUUAAAAAAAAAUCUCCACUAUUUUGUAUUUCAGAGCUAGAGAUAAAUAGUGAUUUCUUUGGUUUGAAAAUAUAUGGGUUACCAUUUAUAACUUAUAUAACAUUAAAAUAAAAUUGGUUGGAAAUGAAAUUCUGAUAUAUUCUUUCAGCAAAAAGUUUUUCGAAUUGAUGCAGAAAAAAAAAUUCCUUUUUUUUAAAUGAAUCAUUCUGUUGUUUAAAAAUUAAUUCUUGUUGUUGCUAUCUGGUUGACUAUUACCUUUAAAAUAAACAAAAAAGUAAAAUUGUCUUUAAACUUGACGUUUUCAAUCUCAGCUAACAUGGGUUGCUUUUUAACAUCCAUGCUAACUAAUCAAAAGAAUGGCUGCGGUAAUGCAACCAGCAUCAGUAUUAAAUAUAGGUGUCAGCGACCUGAUGGUUGGACCAUUAUGUUAGCUGCUGAAGACCUUAGUUUGGACCAUUGCAGUGUAAAUGAAGCAACCUUUUGAGGCUGCCAGCUUUUAACAGGUCUGCUUGUGAUGUAUACUUGUGUUAGUAUAAUGGAGCUUAACAUAGUCCUUGACAUUUAAAUUAAAAAUGGAAAUGUGAUUUAAAUUAAAGCUGCUGUGCCUCAUCAAAAUGCAAAUUUUUUUAAAUGCAUCAUUAUCCCUGGUAAAUUUAUAAAAAGAAAUCCAAAAUUUUUUUCAGUGAGAUUAGGUUUUCAGAACAAACUAUUCUAUGACCUAAUUUAAAAAUCCUGAUUGUGGAAUGCAGAUGUGCCAGUAUUUGUUACCUUGAUGAUUGUUUUAUUGCAGACCACAACAAAAUAGUGGAGAAAACUCAUUACAUUUGUUUGAAAGACAUUGUUAUUGUAAUAUUUUUUAAGUGUGAUAUUGUCAUUAAACCAGUGUUAACUUU